AUGGGACCCUCGGAGCGCUCCGAUAUGUGUAAGGGUCCCAUAGCGUUACCGUCUGGAACAACGAUUGUGGACGAGUUUCCACGCGCACAGCCAUAUGUUAUGAAAAGUGUAAGCAGCAACGGGGAACGAGAGGAGAAGGAGGAGGAGGAGGAGGAAGCAGUUCGGCCGACUGCUGGCUUACCAGCUAUCUCAGAUUCACAUGUGUUUCAGCACAGGGGGGAAGCUUUUGUCAACGGGCUCUGCCAACUGCCGAGUACAUCAUUGGAAAUAGAAGAGAACAGCACAGGAAAAUCGCUGAAGAGUAGCUCAGAUAAAGGCGGCUAA
Necator americanus (New World hookworm) is the source of this 324-nucleotide messenger RNA. RefSeq lists its product as uncharacterized. Bases 1 to 324 code for a protein of 107 amino acids. The record is from RefSeq and is a predicted model, not a curated record. The transcript is spliced from 2 exons. Lineage: Eukaryota; Metazoa; Nematoda; Chromadorea; Rhabditida; Ancylostomatidae.